GCUGUGUGACUCCUCGCCUGCUAUGGGACAGCCUGUGUUUGGACUGGACGUCAGACUGCAUUGUGUUUCAGCAAACGUUGGUCGGACGGGCCCUUCCACUUGGUGAGGACUGAAGUUUCAGACACAGGAGAGAAGUGACAGAGAACCACCUGUCUUUUGUUGGUGACCCGGAGAGCUCAGCAGUGGACAUGGCCUUUCCCAAGCAUUCCAUCCUGCAGGCCCUGAGUGUGCUGCUCUUGGCCUGGGUGUUGGUGCGUUGCCAGGCCCCGAUCGCACUGGAGGAAGAGGAGGAGGAAGAGCCACUGAAGGAGACCAACAUCGCAACAGUGGUGACGAAAUCAGAGCCUUUUGAAUGUCCGCCCGAGUGCAGCUGUACGGCAGAGGGGGCAGUGGAUUGCGCCGGUGUCGACCUCACAGAGUUUCCCGCUGGGCUGCCGGAUAAAACUCGCCAGCUCUCUCUGCAGAACAACAAAAUCGAGGAGAUAACAGUGGAGCACAUUUCUCAUCUGCAUCAGCUGGAGACGCUCAACCUGCAGAACAACUGGCUCACCACGGAUGGCCUCGAAGAUGAAGGGUUUGAGAUGCUUGAAGAGCUGGCUUAUUUAUACUUGGCAAAUAACAAGCUCACCUCGGCACCGAAAGUCCUCCCACCCUCCUUGGUUAGCGCUGAUUUUGCUGCUAAUCAGCUCACAAGGAUCUACCUAUACACAUUUGGCCAGAAGCCAAAACUGAAGUCUGUGUAUCUCCAUAACAACAAGCUGACUGAUGCAGGACUUCCUGAUCAAAUGUUCAAUGGUUCUGAUAGCCUGGAGAUCCUCACCAUGUCCAGCAACUUCCUGCGGGUUGUCCCGAAGAAUCUGCCCUCCAGCCUUUACCGUCUCCAUCUGAAGAGUAACAAGCUAGAGAAAAUCCCGGCGGGGGCCUUUGACAACUUGCGAAAUCUCAGAGAGCUGUACCUCCAGAACAACCUCCUCAGCAAUGAAGGCAUGGACAACGAGACUUUCAGCCAGCUGAGCAGCCUGGAGUGUCUGGACUUGUCAAAUAACAACCUGAGUGUCGUUCCCAAGGGUCUGCCUCGCAGUCUGGUGCUGCUACACCUGGAGAAGAACUCCAUCCGCAGCAUCCCCGGAGACGCUCUUACUUCUGUCCGAAACCUGGAGUACCUGCUGCUCCAUAAUAACAAGCUCCGCUCCCGCUCCAUCCACCCGGCUGCCUUCAUAGGCUUGAAGAAACUGCACACUCUCCACAUGUACAACAACUUGCUGGAGCGGGUUCCCAGGGGCUUACCUAGGCGGGCCAAGACCCUGAUGCUGCUCCACAACUUCAUUGCCGAAAUUGGCCGUAACGACUUGUCCCUGCUGUACACCCUGACUGAGCUCAACCUCAGCUACAACAAGCUGACCAGCCCCAAGCUGCACCGCGAGGCCUUCAGGAAGAUGCGUGCACUGGAAACUCUGGAUCUAUCAGGGAACAACCUUCAUUCCUUCCCCAUGGGUCUUCCGCGCAGCCUGCAGGUGCUUGAAAUCAAGAACAACCAGCUGAACACCAUACCAGACGGUGCGCUGACGGGCAUGGAGAAGCUACGGAAGCUCAUCCUGAGUGAAAACCAGCUGAAACUGAAUUCAGUCUACCAGGGAGCCUGGAUGGAGCUCGGUGCUCUCACAACACUAGACCUAUCUGGCAACCAGCUGUCACACAUCCCUUCUGACCUGCCUGAGUCUCUGGAGUACAUUUACCUGCAGAGUAACCGCAUCUCCAGUGUUCCUGCUUCAGCAUUUGAAAACACUCCAAACAUCAAAGGCAUCUUCCUCCGGUUUAACCGCCUGUCUGUGGAUGCAGUGGAUGAGAGCUCUUUCGCACAUCUGUCCAACUUGCAAGUGCUGGACAUCGGCACAGGAAACACCGACCUCCCCUUUAAAAAAGAGGAGAUGGAGCAGGAAACAUAAAACGCACUAAACUGAACUGACAUUGGACUGCAUUGUGUAAAGGACAGAAAGGGCUUUUAAAUGGAAAUGAACCUGUGAAUGUCAUUUCCCAGGUCCAUUAUUGUAUUGAGUGGCAUAUUUCUGGUGCAGGAUACCGGAUGAAGUUACUUUAGUUUCCUUUUUUUGGGCUGGUUAGCAUAUCUUUAUAUCUGAGCUUUAAAUAUUUGUUUUGGACUGUUGUCAUGCAAAAUCUGUCAUC
Messenger RNA from Epinephelus moara (kelp grouper), 2184 nucleotides. It is a transcript of the gene podn, whose product is annotated as podocan. The transcript has 12 exons. Lineage: Eukaryota; Metazoa; Chordata; Actinopteri; Perciformes; Serranidae. The record is from RefSeq and is a predicted model, not a curated record. The coding region runs from base 189 to 1946 and encodes 585 amino acids. Gene Ontology annotation, molecular function: protein binding.